CUGAGCAUUCUUCAUUCUUUCGGAGAAAGACUCGUCCUUUAUUUACGAGCCGCGCCUUGUCAUGCAAAAAUUCUGCAAAACUGCCAACCAAAACCAGACCCAAUUUCUAGAAUCCAUCGGCCCAUUGUCUUCUCCUUCUUCAUCGCCUGCCUUGUCUCUCUUUCUCUCUCUCUAGAUUUGGGCAACCAGCGAAGCGAAUCCAGCAUUCCAUGGGGUCUAUGCUUGGCGACUUGCCUUCUUUUGACCCACAUAACUUCAGCCAACUUCGGCCAUCCGAUCCUUCGACUCCAUCCGUUCUUAAAAGAACUGCUUGGAAGAAGAAAACUGUGGCUGAUCGAGAAUGUACUAUUGUUUGUUCUGCUACUCUCACCUUGAAAAUGACUCCAGCAACCUAUCAUCCUACCCACGGACGGACUCUUCCACCACCAGAUCAAGUCAUAACCACUGAAACUAAGAACAUACUUCUGAGAAACUUCUACCAAAGAGCAGAAGAGAAGAUGAGACCGAAGCGAGCUGCCCCUGAGAGCCUUAUACCAGAACACAGCUGCAAGCAGCCAAGGCCUUCUACCUCCAACUAAAGUUUGUCUCAGUUUUUAAAGAUGUACAUACUAGAGAGUCUAAUCAUAGUGCCGAAAAUGUAUGGAAGUUUGUUUGCUGAGAGGACUCCCGCAGAAUGUCAGCUCUGGGCAGUUGGAACUGUUGUGCUGUAUACGCGUAGAUCUGUAUACAAAGUUACAAACAAACACUUUGCUGCUGAUGGCAUGCGUUAAUGUCUCUCUUCCUGUCUGUUCUUCGACUGAAAAUCAUAGGGUAGAUUGACUAAAAUCAUAGUUUAGUUUGCAUUUUGGUCUGUUGAUUCAGCAGCUGGAUUAAGAAACUGAGAGCAGAGAUAGAGACCCCAAUCUUUCUUUCUUCAGGAAGUUUUAUCUAUGAUCUCAUAUUCUUUGAUCAGACGGAUGCCUGGUUGAUUUGGUACUUAUGACAUUAAGGGACUGACAAAUGAAUAAAAUGGAGAGUUUUGAGUCUUCUGAUGCACACACCGCAGCAUAUUGAACAGGCGAGGGAAUAUCCUCUUUUUUAAGUCCAAUUUGAAAA
Molecule: messenger RNA, 1095 nt
Organism: Linum tenue
Lineage: Eukaryota; Viridiplantae; Streptophyta; Magnoliopsida; Malpighiales; Linaceae
Source: the annotation of a GenBank genome assembly